UAAGUCUUAAUUUUAAGUCUUUAGUAUACAAAAGUUAGAUCUGCUGUUGAUUUCAAAAUGGCGGUCGGGAGUACAAUGUCUGAAUGUACAACUAUGGAAUCUAAGCAGUCAAUGAUUAAAACCAGAAAGCGAAGAGAGGUAAAAAUGGAGAGGACUUUGACAAUAGCCAGUCUUUGUGCGGCAAUAUUUCUGAUUGUGCUGGUCACAAGGGCUGUUGAGAGUUCCGCCAGUCCAAGCUCACGAGAUGAUCCCCCUUUCUCGUAUUGGCGCAAAGGAUAUUCCGGACACGGCACAGAUCACGAGAAUGUGGGCGCAAUUCACUUCACCCCAGUUGAAUACACAAAGUUCAAGCCACUGUCGAAUUACUCCCAGAGAGAGAAUGUCUCACAUAUGUGGGUGGAUGUUGUUUUCAAAAUUUCGCGAACCUUUUUUGACAAAAUGUUUCCCCUUGAUCCGACCAUACCAAGAGGAUACAUAGCGGACGUGGGUAAGGACAACAUGAGGUUGGGACCGAAAGUUGUGCAGGACGAUUGGGCGCUUUGGUUGAACGCAUUCUGGCUUAUGUGGCUAUGGGUACUUUUACUGGUUGCUGUCAUUGUCCUGGCACCCUUUGCAGGUGUCAUAUAUUUCUGCUUCUGCUGCCAUCGUUGUAAGCUGGGAUGUCCAGCUUGCCAAACGGGUGUAACAAGGAGACGUAUUUGUUUGAGCUUCUGCAUGCUUCUGAUCCUUCCAUUUAUCGCUGGUAGUAUGGGCUUGGCUUUUCUCUCAAAUGGUAUGCUAGAACGCGGCCUAGUCAACACUAAAAUUGCCGUUGAAAUGGGUAGCGUGGAUACUUGCAACUUCCUGAAGGAUGUCAGCGAUCAUAUUCAUCAUUUAUUUGUGAAAAACUAUGAGGAGAUGGAAACUCAUCUGAUCACUACUAUCGUGGAGGCCCCAAAACAUUUGUUCAAGGACUUGAACGAAGUCGCGGACGGUAAUGCCGUCGCACGGAUACGUUGGAUUUUUCGCAAUCUUCCAAAUGCAGCAAACCAAUUGGAAAUGACCCGAUACUUGCAAACAAGCAUAAAGUGGGUAUCCAAUAAGCUAAGAAAUGCUCUCCGGGGAGUGAAGCGGGACAUUAACGAUGCGGCGAUAGUGCUUUGUGGCAGUACGGAUUGCCUCAAAUUUCUGCACACUAACGAAGUUGAGUUUAUGGACGCAUCCAGAUGCCUCCACUUGGAUGAGUUGCCUCUUCCGCCGAAAAUGCAAAAACAGUUGAAUGAUCUAGAGACAUCCUUGGUCAAGCCAGUAUGGGAGUUGCCGAUCGCUAGACUCAGAAAUAUCAGUAGAAAGAUUAAAGACGAGAUGGCACGAGUCUCACCACCGAUAAUUCGAGACAUACGCAAGGGAAGGAAGCUGUUUGCCAAAGAGGGGAGGAGAAUAGAAGAAAUAAUUGACGUGGUCAUCAGCGACAUUCAUCUUAGCACCAUGCGGGCGAGCAGGGCGUUCGAGGAUCUUUACGACAAAUUUAAUGAAACACGUCAGUACGUCGUUCAGUAUAUUGCUGUAAGCCUCCUUGGGAUUCUGUCGAUCGUGAUUUUGGCUUUGAUUGUUGGCUGUCUAGCACCACGUCCCACCGGAGCGAGCAAUGAAUACUUCACCAAAAGGAUCGCAGCGUACAUGAUGAUACUAGCCAUGAUUUUGAUAUUUUGUGCGCUAUCCGUCAUGCUGAUAGUGGUGCUGUUUUAUUUUGUGAUUGGUGGUGUGGCUUACAAAGGCGCAUGCGCACCACUCAGGGAAAUGAAGUCUAGUGCGCUUCUCAAACAGCUAGACUCAGAGAUCGAUCUCCGGACGAUGUUUUCUUCCCGCAAACAGGAUUUACCAGCUAAUAAAUCAAGCAAGCCAGUCAGAGUAUCGAGUGUUAUCAAGGCGUGCCAGGGCGAAAUGUAUUUGUUUACAUACCUGCGAGAAAAUAGAAUCUUUGACAUAGAAGAUUUUCUUCGAGUGAAAUUAUUAUCCAAAGCAGUAAAGAGUAAGGAGAAAAGUCUAGAUCUAUCAAAGGAAUUUAUACUGACGCCGUUUGAACGAGACGUAAUUUUAAAAAAAAUGGAUGAUGUUGAAAUGGGCUUGUAUCACAGCGACUUGUGGUUCGAUAUAAUUUGCGAAAAUCUCAACUCAUUAAAUGUUGACCAGCUUAUGGAGAACCUCCAAUCUCUAUCACAGUCGCUGUCGUGGAAUAACUACCGAGCAGCCUCUGUCGCUUUCGAGAACGCGUAUCUUAGUCUCAAGGCAAUUAAGUCCGCCUACCAUUAUGGUCUUGAUAGGGACUAUAGGCUUAUGACUAAAUGUCUUAAAUACAUUGAUUACGUAAUUUUAUACGAGAACUACAACUUUGGCGAUACCCUUAAAAUAUUGAGAGAAAAAGUUGUGGCGGCCGAGGAUUUUAUACGUGACAAAGGAACGACAUAUCUUUCUACUCUUGGCGAAAACCUAACUGCAGUGGUUGAGGAACAGAUCAAAGAAUAUAUCAGAAUGAUAAUCCGUGAAGCCGCCAGCAGCAUCGGGUACUGCAAGCCUCUGACCUACAUAUACGAUCGCGGCCUGGAAUUGGUUUGCAAUCGCAUGGUUGACCCCAUAAACGGCUAUUGGAUAGGUGUAUUAACGGCGGCGUUCCUUCUGAUGCCCGUGCUUUGUAUAGCUCAUCGUCUGCAGUGUCUGUACAAGCAACAUAAGGUGCCUCCGAUAAGGGCCAUCAGAGCACGGCAGGUGCAACAACCUGAAGUAGAACAAGACCCUUGUCCCUUUUGCAGUGCAAAUCCAAAUAGGAUUUCAGGUGGACUCAGUGCCUGCAUUGGUCUGGACGGUGCAGAAACGACCAUUUAUGAUGGCGACAACAUGAUUGCAGAAACAGGAAAUAUCAAUGAUGGAGACAAAAAAAAUAAGUUAGAUUAGUGAUACAAAAUGUAAAAUAAGUCCGAGAUAUCUUACAGAGAAGAGUGUAAACAAACAGCUAGUGCGAGUUUAAUCUUGAAUCUAUCUUAUGUUCUACCGCUAAAUCUGGCUAUUUAUAUCGCAUUCCCACACCUUUCGCUCUUGUUCUGCUAUAUGUACGUCUUAUAUACUAUUCGCCAUAAUAAAUCAAUAUUAAACCGAA
Messenger RNA from Drosophila persimilis, 3133 nucleotides. Its product is annotated as prominin-like protein. Gene Ontology annotation, cellular component: membrane. The transcript is spliced from 10 exons. Bases 58 to 2931 code for a protein of 957 amino acids. The record is from RefSeq and is a predicted model, not a curated record. Lineage: Eukaryota; Metazoa; Arthropoda; Insecta; Diptera; Drosophilidae.